This is a messenger RNA of Bipolaris sorokiniana ND90Pr, 318 nucleotides long. RefSeq lists its product as uncharacterized. Lineage: Eukaryota; Fungi; Ascomycota; Dothideomycetes; Pleosporales; Pleosporaceae. The transcript has a single exon. The record is from RefSeq and is a predicted model, not a curated record. Bases 114 to 281 code for a protein of 55 amino acids.
GACCAGUCGUCGGAGGCCGGAAGGCGCAGGGCGCAGGGCUCAGGCAGCCGGGGCGUCACGGUGCGACCUAGUUGCUUGUUGUACUCGUGCGUGUUUGCCUAUGCGGCUCUAACAUGCUGCGGAGAGGAGGGCAGCAUGGAUGGCUAUUGCCCACCAAUGAGCCCGCCAAAACAUUGGAGCAGAACCCAGCACGGCACAGCGUACGGAGGUUCAGCGGAAAAAGGACCAUGGGCGCGAAGGGUUUCACCCAACAGGGUGUGCCCGAUCAUGCCGAAGUUUGAUCGGUGACUAUGCAGACUUUCCACUAGGGUGGCCGAA